This is a messenger RNA of Choloepus didactylus (southern two-toed sloth), 2759 nucleotides long. It is a transcript of the gene GAS6, whose product is annotated as growth arrest specific 6. Lineage: Eukaryota; Metazoa; Chordata; Mammalia; Pilosa; Megalonychidae. The record is from RefSeq and is a predicted model, not a curated record. Bases 253 to 2313 code for a protein of 686 amino acids. The transcript has 14 exons. Gene Ontology annotation, molecular function: calcium ion binding. Gene Ontology annotation, cellular component: extracellular region.
CUCCCCUCCCGGCAUGGGGUCUGUCGGGGAAGACCCCCUGCCCCACGCACCCCUCGUACCCCGGGCGGGCAGUGGGGCGCUCCUGCCCGCAGCCUCCGUCGCGCCCGCGCUCCCGAACCCGCCCUGCCGCAGCCAAGAGAGCUGCCGAGACUGCGGCGCGCCCGGGGCAUCCCCCGCCGCCGCAGCAUCCCCGGGUCAAGGGCGCGGAGCCCGUGCCCGCAGCCGGGCGUGUGAGGCGACAGGCCUGGGCUAAUGGCCGUGUGUCCUCUUCUCUUCCCCGGUCGUCCCCUCGCCCCCUGCCCUGCCCCAUCCCCGCGCGCUUCUCCUCUCCCCUCCGCGGACGCGCGGGCCCGGCGUGGCGGGGCAGCGGUGCUGUUGCGGGCGCGCGAGGCGGCGCAGUUCCUGCGGCCGAGGCAGCGCCGAGCCUACCAGGUCUUCGAGGAGACCAAGCAGGGCCACCUGGAGAGGGAGUGCAUAGAGGAGCUGUGCAACAAGGAGGAGGCCCGGGAGGUGUUCGAGAACGACCCCGAGACGGAAUAUUUUUAUCCAAGAUACCUAGGGUGCAUUAGUAAACAUGGGUCUCCAUACUCCAAAAAUCCUGAUUUUGUUACAUGCGCUAAAAAUUUGCCCAACCAGUGUAUUCCAAAUCCCUGCGAAAAGGAGGGAACGCAAGCCUGCCAAGACUUAAUGGGCAAUUUCUACUGCCUGUGCAAACCCGGCUGGGGUGGAAGGCUCUGUGAUAAAGAUGUCAAUGAAUGCAACCAUCAGAACGGAGGUUGUAAUCAAAUCUGCUACAACAAGUUGGGCAGCUUCCACUGUUCCUGUUACAGCGGCUACACCCUCACCUCGGACAGCAGGACCUGUGAAGACCUCAAUGAGUGUGCAGACGCAGAUGCCUGCGGAGAGGCGCGCUGCAAGAACCUGCCCGGCUCCUACUCCUGCCUGUGUGACAAGGGCUACAAGUACGAUACCGACAAGAAGGUUUGCCAAGACGUGAACGAGUGCGAGGAGGAGCUCUGUGAGCAGGUCUGCGUCAAUUCUCCCGGGAGCUACACCUGCCACUGCAGCGGACGUGGGGGCCUCAAGCUGUCCCAGGACAUGAGCUCCUGCGAGGACAUUUUGCCAUGUGUACCUUUUAACGUGGCCAAAAGUGUGAAGUCUUUGUAUCUGGGACGGAUUUUCAGCAGGACCCCCGUGAUCAGACUACGCUUCAAAAGGCUGCAACCCACGAGACUUGUGGCUGAGUUCGACUUUAGAACCUUUGAUCCUGAAGGUGUCCUUUUCUUUGCUGGAGGCCAUCGGGACAGCGCCUGGGUCGUCUUGGCUCUGCGGGCCGGCCGGCUGGAGCUGCAGCUCCACUACAACGGGAUCGGCCGCGUCACCGGCAGUGGCCCUGUCAUCAACCACGGCAUGUGGCAGACGAUUUCCGUGGAGGAGAUGGAGCGAAAUCUAGUGAUCAAAGUCAACAAGGACGCUGUUAUGAAAAUAGCAGUUGCCGGGGAGCUGUUUCAGCUGGAGAGAGGAUUGUAUCAUCUGAACCUUACAGUGGGAGGCAUUCCAUUCCCAGAAAAAGACCUCAUUCAGCCUAUAAACCCUCGUCUGGAUGGCUGUAUCAGGAGCUGGAACUGGCUGAAUGGUGAAGACACCAUCAUCCAAGAAACCGUGAAAGUGAACACUAAAAUGCAGUGCUUCUCUGUGACGGAAAAAGGGUCCUUCUACCCUGGGAAUGGAUUUGCUUCCUUUGACCUCAAAUAUCGGCGAACGCCACUGGACGUUGGAACUGAGACACCCUGGGAAAUAGAAGUCCUGGCUCGGAUCCGCCCUGCCACGGACACCGGGGUGCUGCUGGCGCUGGUGGGUGAGGAGCAGGCCGUUCCCCUCUCGGUGGCGCUGGUCGACUACCACUCCACAAAGAAGCUCAAGAAACAGCUGGUUGUUCUGGCCGUUGAGAACAUCACCCUGUCCCUGAUGGAGAUCAAGGUCUGCGACGGUCAGGAGCAUGUUGUGGAGGUGGCCGUGAAGGAGGGGGCAGCAGCCCUGGUGGUCGAUGGCACCAGGGGUCAGAGUGAAGUGAGCCCAGCCCAGCUGCAGGAGAGGCUGGGCGUCCUGGAGAGGCACCUGCUCGGCUCUGUGCACACCUUCCUGGGGGGACUGCCAGAUGUUCCCGUGACCUCAGCGCCAGUCACGGCGUUCUACCACGGCUGCAUGACUCUGGAGGUCAACAAGAAGGCUCUAGAUCUCGAUGAGGCCGUCUACAAGCACAGUGACAUCACGUCACAUUCCUGCCCUCCCAUCGAGCACGGCCCUCUGUAGACACCGCUGCUAUGGGGCACACAUUCUGUAAGAGAGAAAUGUGUCAGGCUUCUCUUUUAAAUCCUAAAAGAAAAAGAAUGAAAGGAAGGUAUAAAUUAUUCCAACUCCCCUGCACUCCGUACAGUUUCUCUAAAAACACUGAAGAGGAUAGGAGCUGCUGAUCACUAGUUGAGUUUAUCAUUGAAAUCCUUCUUUGCCGUGUAAUAUAUUUGUAAAUAGUUGAGAGGACUAAUAUUAAUGAUCUGAAACCACACACUCAAACUCCCAAAGCGUCCUGAACUGAGGGUCCAGUCUGUACAAAGGGAGCCAGAGCUUGGAAGAUGGGAGGCCGGUUACAUGUCAAAGUAGACUUGAAGAAAAGAAUUCUCUAUUAUUUUUAUUAUCAAAUGCUUCUUUCUGACUUCAGGAAUAUGGAAAAAAUAAAACAUUUACAGAAAACUUUUAAA